This is a messenger RNA of Lineus longissimus, 5235 nucleotides long. Its product is annotated as TNFAIP3-interacting protein 1-like. The coding region runs from base 134 to 2143 and encodes 669 amino acids. The transcript has 16 exons. The record is from RefSeq and is a predicted model, not a curated record. Lineage: Eukaryota; Metazoa; Nemertea; Pilidiophora; Heteronemertea; Lineidae. Gene Ontology annotation, biological process: cellular response to lipopolysaccharide; regulation of transcription by RNA polymerase II.
UUGUUUCGAAAUCGGAACUUGGACCGAAACCAAUUCUAACAACCAAUUCAACAGGAAAUUUGAGAGGAGGACCCUUGCGGUCGAUUGCGUAGAAGUGAGGUGACAUUAUGACAGCUAUGUAAACGUGUCAACAAUGGCAAAUAAGAAUAUUGAUGACUUACCGAGUACACCACCGGAUCCAGGUGGCAAACGCGACAUAACAAAAACGGAUUUGAUGCGGAAACAUAACAUGGAUGCUGUGGAACAGGACUUUCUGAAAAUCAAGGCAGAGAACGUCUCCCUGUAUGGAAAGAUUCGAGGCCUGACAGCAUUAGAACGAAUGUAUGCCCGGGCAAAAGGUGAAGCCAGUACCUACAAGCGCCUGUAUGAGGAGAUGCUGGCCAAAGACUGUGGACCUGAAAGUGACAUUAGCCAGGGCAACGACUCGGCCACAGUCUCCCACAUGAUACAAGGCGAGGACAUGACUGAUGCCACUGACAUGGGGAUCACCAGCCAUGAUCCAGAGAUAUUCAUUCUCGGCGGUCACGUCACAACUGACGCCGCAGCCGGCGAGGGUGACCCUGACGGUCUACAUGAUUCUGAUGACGAAAGCGCCCCUGCAAGUUUCCAGCCCAACUCGCAUGAAUCAUCUGCUCCGCAAGGAAACCCCCCAAGCGCUCACCAGAGUAUGAAUUCGGAGGCUCAUGAGAGCAUAGAGGAAUCCUUGCAGAUCAUACAGCCAAACACGCGACACCUGAACUCCCAGGAGCUGAGGGUGGAGAUCCCUGCAGACAUGGCACCCUCUCCAUCCCUCUCACCCGAUAGCAUGAUGUUCCAAGCACAACUGAUGGGUAUCGUGAAAUCAGACCGCAACAAGCUGAAGAAGGAAGCAGCAGAUGCAAAGGAGAAGCUGCGUGAAUUGACGGAGGAGAACGAAAACCUACGACAGCAACGGACUAUAAUUACGGACCUGGAAAGAGAGCUCAAUCAUCUCAGGGCCAGAAAAGACAGGGAUGGCUCGCCUUCUAGCAGUGCAGGCGAUUGGGUUCAUGUUCCGAAUGAAAGGACACGCGACAUGGAACUACCAGUCGGGGCAACGGGCCGUGAUUCUGACGACAUCUCACCAGCUCACAAAGCAAAGAUCCAUAAGAUGCAAGAGAAAAUGGCCAAGCUUCACCGUGCCAACCGUGAGUGGGAAGAACACUGCAAACGUAUGGCCGAGGACCACAAGCGGAACGUUGCGGGAUUGAAACAGAAAUUGGAAGACGAGGUUAACAGCAAUGCCGGCCUCAAGGAGCAUGAACAGCGCCGCCAACGCGAGAUGGAGAGCCUCUUCACAGCCAUUCAGAGGCAGCGCAGCGAACAUGAUGUCAACCUGGAACGCGACCUGCACAUGGAGAAGCAGCGUUCAGCCUCGUACCUAGAGCGCUGCCUUGAGUUGGAGCGUGAAGCCAACAACUGGCGUGAGCAGGUGAGAACAUUGGAGUAUGACGCCAACAGGCUAAGGGAGGACAGGCGUAAUAUGGUUGAGAGCAUGACAUCCCCACAACGGGCCAGCAGUGGAACUGUGGACAGCCUGAAGACCCAGAUUGAGGUCCUCAAAGUCCAGGUGACCACGUACAAGGAAGACUUUGACACCGAGAGGAAAGAGCGCGAGAAGCUUCUCCGUGAAAAGAACGAGUUCCAAGAAACCAUCAGCAACGUUCUCGAGGAGAAUGACAAGUUGAGGACGGAGAAUGCCCAGAAGACUUCAGAGAUUUCCAGGCUCAACAGCCAAGCAGGCGGCAAGGAACAUGAAAAUGUGGAACUGAAGCGGAAAGUCAGUUCCCUCGAAGGCCAGGUCCGUCAUCUCCAGUCGUUUGGUUCCCAGGGACAGUAUGGAGUUAACCAACGCCCGACUGCUCCACCUCCGCAAGGUUACUAUGGAGCUACCUACCCAGCAGGCCCACCCCAACAUUGGCUCUGCAAGAGGUGCUCCUACAGGAACGAGGCUGAGAGAUCCUUCUGUGAGAUGUGUGGCAACGUCAGGUACAACCAGUACGACUACCAGUCACCGCGGAUCGUCCCCCAUGGACCAAGCCCGGUGAACCUUGGGGCACCGCCUGAAUACCCCCACAUCGGCAUGUCCAACCGCCCGGGUGACCUCCAGACAGACAACGGCUAAGUUGGCUUGUUGACACAUGAAAGCGUCCAAACCAAGAAUGUCGUCAUGACGGUCAUUUAAUCUAACACAUUCGGUGUUCCUAUAGAUUGCAUGCAAAUGAUUAGUGUGUGUUCACUGAUACUUACAUAUAUAUAGAGGUCUUAUAACAUCAUCAGCAACCUCGUCUCUGAUCAGUAUCAUAUACAGAGGUCUCAACACCAGACACCUGACGUAUGACCAGUGUCAUGAAUAUGAUUGUCCAUCCAGUGUAUCAUUGCUAUCAUUGUGGUUACAAUUCAUGAUUUGCCUGCAAAUGCAUGCGUCCACUUUCCAAGGUAUUCCUGCCUCACUUCAUGGUGGUGGGAAACAAAAGCGCGUCGAAGGACUGUUCCCUCUCAAGUCCCAUCAUCCGAUCAGACCAGGAUGAUCUAGCACAGCUGUGUGAUGAAGUCCCCCAGAUGAUUUCCGCAGCUUCAUCAAGCCCUGCCCGACCUUCUGCCUCGAUGAACUUCUCCGACAGUUUCGAUUACACAAACCAUAGAGCCUGAAGAGGAGCAAGAUCUAUUGCUGGGCUUCCACUAAUGUACAAUUCAAACUUCUUGUAUGUAGAGGGCGUUUCUGGAUGCAUCAGAAAAUGUACGCAGACAUUCUGACUUUUGUCAUGUUUAUCUGUUGCGCCCUCUACACUGGAACUCUGUCGCUUGCAUUAGCGCUGACCCAGUGGUAACUCUCGCUAAUCCACCUUUAAAGAUCAGAUUUUAUGAAUAAAUGUGCCCUCCUUACGAUGCAAGUAGCCACCCACUGAACAGACACAGAGCUAUUAUGUCUUUGCAUGUAUGUGCAGCAUAAUAGUUCUUUGUCUGUUUCAUAGGUGGCCCCCCUAGUAUUUCAAGGAGGCCACAUUUCUUCAUACAACUUGUCCUUUAAACCAACACUCCAUUUAAUGCUGGGAACUAACAAUGAAAGAGAUGCGAGGAGGAUAACUUGAAAACCUAAACUGAAAACAAAAGUGAUUACGAUCUUUCAUGAAUUCAUAAAAUCAUGAAUUCAUGAAAAAUUGUCUAAGUUUCAGUUCUGCAUAUCUUCCUUGUUUGUGUUCCAUCCACAAAUCUGCUGCAAGAUCUGUUUCAAGCAACAGUAUUUGGAAAAGAGGAACCGAAUCUGUCUGAUGUAAUUUGUUUUAUGCACUGGCCAAAAAUCAAAAAUGCGAUCACACAUUUCCAUAUUUGGUUUGUUCAGUGCAAGACAACUCUGAGGGUGGUUUCGUCUCCAGUUUUCCAAUUCUGUUUAACGCGUCCCAUUUUGGUUGACCUCAACCAAAUCCGAUUAAGAAACUGGAAAGCAAAGCAAUCAAGUUUGUUCAAAUUCACCAUGCAUUGACUCAGAAAUGGGAAAAGACAUCACAUGAUGUUUGUUACAUGAGAGAUGAUAUCUCGAUUGAUCCAGAUAAUACAUGUCAAUCGAUUCAGACUUAAUAAGUUGAUCAGGAAAAAGUUUUUUUUCAUGUUAAAACAAAAUUGACAUGUGAUGUCCUUUCCCAGCCACUGCAGAAAUGGAAAUCCAAGCCAUUUCUGAGAAAGUGUUGGUUAAAAUUUUGCGCAAUGCAUGGUGAUUUGAAAAACUGAUUUUGAAUCUAGUUUUGGUCAGUUGUUUCUGGCAACUUCAUUGCUGGUAGAAGGAAUGGGAAUUAUAAAAUGAGAAUUCAUCAAUUAGAACCUGGAAAAACAUCCAGUCUUUGUGCAUGAACAUUUUGGCGAAUUCUAUUCCCCUUAAUUUUGUUAUUCAACAUUCUCCGAAAAAGUUACUAGAACUGCAGACAUGCAAAUCGAAACCACUUACUGAUAGCAGCCAAAAAAUGGAAACUCAUAAUUCUGGUAGGCCUAUAUACUUUGCGAUUUACAUAUUUACAUGUGAUUGAUGUUUUAUUUUGUUUUCAAACUUUUUAUUUGGUGCUUUGACAAACAUUAGUUAUCUCCAUUAUAACUCAGAUUUUACAAAUUUGAAUAAACGAAAAACUGAGACAAAUAUGAAAUAAUUCUUUGAAUUUUGCCAAAAGGUUAGCUGUGAUUGCUUUCAACGCUGUUUUGCUUAUGUUUUUGCUUUGUGCAUAAAUACCUUAAACCCUUGGUGGUAUAUUUCCGAUGUUCAGCCGAGAAACGCGGCUCCAAACUCAAAAUACGCCAAAUGCUACUGGGGAUCAGUUCCAGUGAGUUUUCCGAUCUCCCCAAUUUUUCUUCUUUUUUGUGGGGACAUAUUGUUCCGUUGGAAAUGUCACUACCGAUCCCCGGCCCAAAAAGGGUUGUCAUGUUGCACGUUAUGUUAUUAAUAUAUGCUUUAGUUGUGAUGCAAUGUUCCAUAGUCAUUGGUCAGUAACUCAUCGGUUUAAUGUUGUUUUUUGCUCGUAUUCAUUGAGAUAAUUUACAAAUAUUCCUUAGAUAAGGUAAGUGGUACAAUUAUAAUAGCCCUUUCCCUGUGGAGCUGGCAGUGCAUAAUGCACUCUGAGGCUAUAAUGGUACCAGGGCGGUUACAGCACUGUGGAGCUGGCAGUGCAUAAUGCACUCUGAGGCUAUAAUGGUACCAGGGCGAUUAGCCCUGUGGAGCUGGCAGUGCAUAAUACACACAGAGGUCAUAAUUGUACCACUUGUGCCACUUGCACCACCUUACUUUACAUGUAUUAAUAUUGAAAGGCAAAAAAAGCUUACGUACUGAAUACAUUGAACGUGAGUUCCUGAACAUGACACAAUUUUCUGAUGAGAGAUUUUUUUCAUUGUUCACUUUUCAUGUUGUGUUUCUUGCUUUGUUUCAUCUUGAUUGAUUGAAUUAAAAGUCUUGAAUAUUCAUAAAAUUGUCUUCAAAGAUUAAAUCCAAACCAGUACAUAUAUCUUAACCUAUCCUGAAAAUUUUAAAAUCCUACGCCAACCUUAAAAACAAUGACAUUGAUGACAUCCAUAUUGUUAAUUGAAAUAUUUGAUUGUCAUCUUUCCAUCUGGUGGCAGUUUCUCGAGUACCUUCACCAUUCAAGAUAAUUCUUCCCUUAAUGUAGUUACAUCAUUGUAUAUGCAAUGCGCUUAGAAAAAAUAAAAUUAUAUUGCUCUGGCAGUGAUAUAAUCAAA